UGACAGGCGGGGCUUGAACUUAUGAUUAGUCAUCUUAUUAGGUUGUAUCAGCCCUUUAACCAUCGAGGUCUGCUAACCUUGCGAUGUCGAUCGACCACGCCCUUCGUUGUUGAUGAUGAGGAAGAUGGAGACCGAGAGUGGAUGAGUCGCUUCAUCCGAGUGCGGACCGCUGACAAGGCGAGGUCGCGCUCCUCUGAAGAGGAGGAAGGGUUGCCAGCUUUCGGGCUAAAGAACGACAACAAUAAGCAAAAGAUGCUUUUACAGGGCAAUGGCACUCAAAGCAAGGCAAAACGGGACCGAGGCUUCGGAGCGGAAGCAUCAUUCGAGCCUGCCACGUCCAUAGUUCCUGGUUUUGGAAAGAUGGUUUCUCCGUUGUUGUCGCCUUCUUUUUUCAUCGACAGUACUUCGAGGGAUACUAGAAACUCGGGGUCGCAUACACUAAGAAACCGUGCCUCGACUGGAGUCGAUCCUUUCAGAGCUGAGGGAACUGGGUUGGCAGAUAUGCGCUCGGCCUUCGAGGAAGCCCAGCGGCUUCACUUCGUGGUGAGUUUUGGCACAGGACUUUCGAACUUCGCGUCUUCCCUUCCUUAUUGGGUUUUCUUUUGCAGGCCUUCGACAAGCUUAAGUCCGGGCUGCUUCGUUGUAAAGCCAAGAUGCGGAAAGCUUUGGAUGAGGAGAGAUACCUUAGGCUCCUUUGCGAUGAAAAGGAAGUCGAGUUGGUACACUUGCUGUAUGAGUUGUAGAAAAAGACAGAAGCCUUAGAGCACCUUUGGGAUGAAGCUGGCUAAGUCAAGCGUGAGCAUGAUGAGCUAAAAGCUCGGGUGGAGA
Molecule: messenger RNA, 828 nt
Organism: Nicotiana tabacum (common tobacco)
Lineage: Eukaryota; Viridiplantae; Streptophyta; Magnoliopsida; Solanales; Solanaceae
Source: RefSeq, a predicted model, not a curated record